AAAAAGGAAAGGGUUUGCAUUAACUCGCAUUUUUACGGGGCUACGGAACUAAGAGGAAUUGUAACCAAUAAACAUGGCGUUAAAUGGCGACGAUGUUGUUAUACUAAGUGAUGAUGACACAGAUAUCGAAAAAAAAUGCGAUGAAGUUGAUUUUUCAGAAGAUGAGAGUUGGCGAAAUACCUGGGUUGCUUCAUCUACUCUACUUAAAGAAAGUAAUAAACAAGAACUUAAAAAUGUGCAAAAUCCACUAGUUAUUGCUCCAGAACAACUUUCACCUACAAAAGUUUCCAAAUCUAAUGAACUUUUUUCAUCAGCAGUAUUCAAUAACAUAGCUUGUAAUAAUGAACUGGCAAAUCUAAACGAGUCACAAACUACUACCAAAACUUCUGCAUUUUAUUUACCACAUUCAAUACAUAAUUUUGAUUCUCGUGUUGUUCUUUCACCAGUUCCAUCAGUUUCUUUACCAAUAAAUAACUCUACUUGCAGUGCUGAAGCACCACUAAUACUUAUUGAAGACAGUGAUGAUAAUGAUGAUGAUGAUAAUAAUAGAAAAAAGACAUUUAACUCUUUUUCAGAAAAAGUUCACCUUAAAAAUAAAAAAUCUAAUAGGAAAUUAAAGAUUAAAAGUUUAGUAAAUCAAUUAGAAAGAAAAGAGCGUCAAAUAAAGCAUUUGGCAGAAAUGGAUAUUAGUUUGGAAGACAUGAAGUCAGAAGAAAGUGUUUAUAUUCAAGAGGCCAGAUUAAAGGAAGAGUUUCUUAAGUUAUGGCGCAAGUAUUGCAAACUGAUUGGUGAAAAUCCUGAUAAAAUCAUAAAAAGAAAAAGGGUAUGUGUUACAAGUGCCCCAUUUCCAGAAUUAAAUCGAUCAGUUGAAAGGUUUAUAAACAAACAUAACAUCUUUCCAAAUUUAUCAGAUAUAAAACAAAUUUGUAAAAAAGCUGUUGAUAAUAAUGAUAUAAAUGUUCGAGAAAAUGAUUUACAUAAUAUAGCAGUUGAUAUAUUUGUGGAGGUAGGAAAAAAAUUACAAAUUAAUCGGAAAAAAGAGUUUAAUGAAAUUUCUGGUAACUAUUUAACUGAUCGUGUUAAAAUUGAGGAAGAUCCUGCCCUUGAAGAUGCAAUUUUAAAUAGAAAAUUAAAGCAAAACCGUAAACUUGCUAAACGAAGAAUAGAAAAUGUUUUCCAAGAUUUUGUGAGACAGCAAUAUGAACAACAAGCAUUGGGUUCAUCCAAUGAAGCUAUAUGUAAAACAGACGAUGAAGAAAGUGAUGACCAUGAAUCUCACUUUGAUAAUUCAAAACAAAAGCUUUAUUCUAAAAGUACUAAUGGAGAAGUUAUUAAAAUUGGAAGAAGUCCAAAAGAUUGUCUUGAGGAGACAGUUAUACGAGUUACUGUAUCAAAAAAAGAACCAUUAUUUGGCAAAAAGAUUGGUGUUACAAUAGGCAAUCCAACAGGAGCCACAAACAAUAAGCAAUCAGACAUAAUAAAAAUAAACAAUAAAUCUUUAAAUUUAAAAAGAUCUUCAGAAUAUAUUGUACCAGAAAAUGACAAGCAAGUAAAUGAUUUCCAUAUAAAUGCUAAAUGUGACACAGACUUUAGUUCUUUUAAUUCAGUUAAUCCAUUACAGAUGUCUUCAAGGCAUUCGUGUAAUACUAUAUCUACAAAUACUAAUAUAUUAGAUGAAAUUACAUCUUGUGAUAAUCCUCUUCUAAAAACUAAAUAUAUUCCAAUUGAUCCAAUAUGUUGUCCACACAGAUACAGUACUGUAUCAAUUUGUAAAUCACAGGUUGCAAAUUACGAAAAGAGCACUCAGUUUAAAGCAAUGACUGAUGAUGAAAAAGUCGGGUCUAAUCAAAGGCUAACAAAUAUGGAUCGUGUUGCCAAAGAUCGUGUGAAACUUUUAAAAGCAAAACUAAAUAUAAGUUUAGAAAAACCAUUUCAAUUUUUAGACUCAGACAGUCAGUUGAAGCAAUCUGAUAAAAUUGUUUUAAACAACACUUCUCCACCAAAUGCUAUCAUUUCUGAUUCUAAAAAUGUUGUUUUUGUUUUGAGUUCAGAUGAUUCCGACUAACGGUUUCAACAACGGUUUUUGUUAUUCGUUUUGCUUAUUUUUAUUGCAAGCAAAUUUUUAUAAUUUUUUAAAUUAUUAUUUUAUUUGGUUUUUGUUUAUUUUUAUUUAGUAAGAUCAGUUUUCUCUUGCAUUAACAUAACACAACCUGAAAUUAAAUUUUAAAAUCUUUAUAUAACAACAUAGUUAAUUACUUAAGUUUAAACAAAAGGAUACGUUUUGUUGUAUUCCCUUUCCCUUCUUCCAGGUUUUCGGUAAACCUGUAAUUUUAAUUUUAUUUAAAAAAUUGAAAAUUUAACAUGAAAGUAGAAUAAAGCUUAAAACUAUUUGUCAAAAAAAUUUGGAAACAAUAAUAAACAACAACAAAAUUUAUUAUGCAUAGGCAAAGUUUUAAAUAUUUUAUGCUUCGGAUGACUGACCAGACAACUAUAAAAAAAACAGGUUAAUCUCUCAAUGUAUUAUAUUUUUAAAAAUCUUCCCGCACUCAAAUUACGCAACCUUCUUUCCCUUCUCAAUUUCCUUGAUUAACGUGCACGAUUUCUAUGUAGUUGUUAUAUUUUUUAGGAAGAUAACAUAUAGUCUUUUUUAUUAUUA
Messenger RNA from Hydra vulgaris (swiftwater hydra), 2656 nucleotides. RefSeq lists its product as uncharacterized. The record is from RefSeq and is a predicted model, not a curated record. Gene Ontology annotation, molecular function: histone binding. NCBI's taxonomy places the organism in Eukaryota, Metazoa, Cnidaria, Hydrozoa, Anthoathecata, Hydridae.